Cuscuta epithymum is the source of this 2950-nucleotide messenger RNA. NCBI's taxonomy places the organism in Eukaryota, Viridiplantae, Streptophyta, Magnoliopsida, Solanales, Convolvulaceae. The record is from the annotation of a GenBank genome assembly.
CAAAUCUCUUAAAUAUUCAAAAUUGAAACGCCAAAUCCAAUGGAAACCGGAAAGCACCUAAACUCAUUUCAAAGAACGCAAAAUCUCCGAUGUCUUUAAAGGCCUUCAAGGAGUCACUCAAACCGUGCAGGAAUAAAUCAUCCUCAUAUGAUUCCUCUCAAAAUUCAUCCAUUUGCACUCAAUUCGAUUCAUCCGCUGCAAUCACUAGAAAGCCACCUAAAUCUUCUAUUUCACAGCAGCUUCUUCGCCUUGAUGAUUCAUUCGCGUCUUCAUCCCAGACCCAAUCACGGAAACCCCAAAUUCCAACCCAUUCCAGGGUUAGAGUCAAAGAUGACAAAGAAGAGGAAGCAGAGGUGGGAGAAGAGAAGCACACUGUGUUCGGGAGGUCAAAGUCUGAGGCUUUUCUUCUUGACCACACCGGGCCUUAUGAGCCUCUUGUCCUGUCCCCGCCUGGAGAAACACCAUUGAUACAGGUACCAGCAUCUAUAAAUUGUAGGCUUCUGGAGCAUCAAAGAGGAGGAGUCAAAUUCUUGUAUGGUUUGUACCGUAAUAACCAUGGGGGUGUUCUAGGAGAUGACAUGGGACUAGGGAAGACAAUCCAAACCAUUGCUUUCUUAGCAGCUGUAUAUGGAAAAGAGGCAGAUACAAUUGGUUCAACCUCAUUGAUAGUGGGGGGUCUUGAAAAGAAGGGUCCCACACUAGUCAUCUGUCCAACUUCCGUAAUUCAUAACUGGGAGAAUGAGUUCUCCAAAUGGUCAACUUUUAGUGUCUUUGUUCAUCAUGGACCAAACCGUGAAUUGAUAAUCGACAAACUAAAAACGUACGGAGUGGAGGUAAUAAUAACCAGUUACGAUACAUACAGAAUCCAAGGGAGUGUCUUGUCAGAAGUCAAGUGGGAGGUUGUGAUUAUUGACGAAGCACACCGGCUCAAGAAUGACAAGUCUAAACUCUAUCAAGCUUGUUUAGAUAUCAAAACUAAGAAACGUUACGGUCUGACUGGAACUAUAAUGCAGAAUAAAAUCAUGGAACUGUUCAAUCUGUUUGACUGGGUGGUCCCCGGCUGUUUGGGCACACGUGAACACUUUCGAGAGUUCUAUGAGGACCCACUUAAGCAUGGACAGAGGUCAACUGCUUCUAACAGACUUGUGCAAGUUGCCGAAGAGAGAAAACAACACUUGGUGUCGGUUUUGCAUAAGUAUUUGCUGAGAAGGACAAAGGAGGAGACGAUUGGUCAUCUUAUGCUAGGAAAAGAAGAUAAUGUUGUGUUUUGUGCAAUGAGUGCGAUCCAAAAACGUGUUUACCAGAGGAUGUUGCAGUUACCUGAUGUACAGUGUCUUAUCAAUAAGGACCUGCCAUGUAGUUGUGGAAGCCCUCUCAAGCAGGCUGAGUGUUGCAAAAGGACCAUUUCGGAUGGUAUUAUAUGGCCGUACCUUCACAGAGACAAUCCAGAUGGUUGUGAUUCUUGCCCUUUUUGCAUCGUACUUCCUUGUCUUGUCAAGCUCCAGCAGAUAAGCAAUCACUUGGAGCUCAUCAAACCUAAUCCAAGGGAUGAUCCUGACAAACAAAGAAAGGAUGCAGAAUUUGCUGCUGCUGUGUUUGGCCCUGAUAUUGAUUUGGUUGGUGGAAAUGCUCAGAAUGAGAGCUUUAUGGGUCUAAGUGAUGUCAAACAUUGUGGGAAAAUGAGAGCUUUGGAAAAGCUCAUGUUUACUUGGAUUUCACAAGGUGACAAGAUUCUUCUUUUCAGUUAUUCCGUGAGGAUGCUGGAUAUACUUGAGAAAUUUCUUAUACGCAAAGGGUAUUGUUUUUCUCGACUCGAUGGUUCCACACCGACCACCUUUCGUCAAUCUCUUGUAGAUGACUUCAACUCUAGCCCAAGCAAACAGGUGUUUCUCAUAUCAACAAGAGCUGGUGGCCUUGGGCUCAACCUUGUUAGUGCAAAUCGUGUAGUGAUAUUUGAUCCAAACUGGAAUCCGGCCCAAGAUUUGCAGGCCCAGGACAGAUCGUUUCGGUUUGGGCAAAAGAGGCAUGUUGUUGUUUUUCGCCUUCUUGCUGCUGGUUCUCUUGAGGAACUUGUUUAUUCCAGGCAGGUCUACAAACAACAGCUGUCUAAUAUUGCUAUUUCUGGAACAAAUGAGAAGCGAUACUUUGAAGGCGUUCAGGAUUGCAAAGAGUUUCAAGGAGAACUAUUCGGAAUUUGCAAUCUUUUCCGUGAUUUGUCCGAUCAACUUUUUACAAGUGAUAUAAUUGAAUUACACGGGAACAAAGGCAAACUAGAUGAAGGAAAUGGGGUCCAUUUUCUCCCCGAUCAAGAAAAUACCGAACCUAAGGGAAAAGGUUCUGAACUCAAGCUUGAUGACCUUGGCAUUGUUUAUGCUCACCGCAAUGAAGAUGUCGUUAACCCCCGAAGUGUGGCAGUCCCAACCAUUCAGGAACAAAAUCUGAAUUCAACACAGCAGCUGAGUUUUCCUGUACUUGGGAGACGAAAAUUUGAUGCUAUGAACGUAAAAGAGAAGAAAGAAAGUUUUGAUAAGGUUAAAAUGCAUAAGAGAAGACAGUUCAGUCUUAUAGCCCAGUUCAUGGGCAUGAAAGAGGUGCAGUUUAGCAAAUGGAUCCUCUCUGCAACUUCAUCAGAAAGGGAAACGUUGCUCCAGGAUUAUAUGAAGAGGAAGGAUAAUAUUAGGGAAGAAUGAUACUUCUUUCACCUUUGUGGCCAAGUUUAGCUUCAAUGUUUGAUGUGUAUAUAUGUUUAGUAAUAGUGAGUAGAUGAAUAGUUAGAAAUAGCAAUAGCAGAAUGGUCGAUGAAUGGCCCCCAGUUAAGAUGGUUGCUAGUGGCUUAUUUUUUGUUUUGUGAUUUAUAAAAAUAGAUGGUACAGACGGAGUACUAUCGCAUAUUGUAUAAUAACCAAGACUCCCCGAAUAAUUGUACAUAUACUACACUCCGAACAUGUUU